Messenger RNA from Athalia rosae (coleseed sawfly), 481 nucleotides. RefSeq names its product 40S ribosomal protein S25 (gene RpS25). Gene Ontology annotation, cellular component: cytosolic small ribosomal subunit. Gene Ontology annotation, molecular function: structural constituent of ribosome. NCBI's taxonomy places the organism in Eukaryota, Metazoa, Arthropoda, Insecta, Hymenoptera, Athaliidae. The coding region runs from base 63 to 422 and encodes 119 amino acids. The transcript has 3 exons. The record is from RefSeq and is a predicted model, not a curated record.
GUCACCUCUGUUCAGUAUGGCUGCCUUCGCGCUUCCCUUUUCUUUCCGAGUCGUCAGCCAUCAUGCCGCCUAAGAAGGACACGAAGGGGUCUUCUAAGCAACCCCAGAAGACCCAGAAAAAGAAAGAAGGAGGAUCCGGAGGCAAAGCUAAAAAGAAGAAGUGGUCCAAAGGAAAAGUUCGUGACAAGUUGAACAAUCAAGUACUUUUUGACAAGGGAACAUAUGAAAAACUAUUGAAGGAAGUACCACAGUACAAAUUGAUUACCCCUUCAAUUGUUAGUGAAAGAUUGAAGAUCCGUGGAUCUCUUGCAAGGAGAGCGCUUAUCGAGCUACAACAGAAGGGACUGAUCAAACAGGUUGUUCAGCAUCAUGCACAGCUCAUCUAUACCCGCACCACCAAGGGAGACGACCCAGCAGCAUAAAAUGCUGUAAAGCUUUUACCAUGUAUAAUUUGGUUUAAUAAUAAACAGUAAAAACCUCA